This is a messenger RNA of Papaver somniferum (opium poppy), 954 nucleotides long. RefSeq lists its product as uncharacterized. The record is from RefSeq and is a predicted model, not a curated record. The transcript is spliced from 3 exons. Lineage: Eukaryota; Viridiplantae; Streptophyta; Magnoliopsida; Ranunculales; Papaveraceae. Bases 1 to 954 code for a protein of 317 amino acids.
AUGCAUGAAGAAAAUUCCGAUGGUAGUGAUGAUGCGGCGUCACAAACAAGUAAUCUUAAAAAGCGAUCACGGCAUGAUGAUGGUAAUGCUUUGGAGAUGGCAAAAGGUUUACAUGAGAAAUUCAAGUUAUUACUCGACAAACUCAAAAAAUUCGAAUUGCCUCUUUCCGGUGCCAAGUACACGUGGAGUAGACCACCCAACAAGAAGAGCAAGAUUGACCGUUUUGUUUUCUCAUCGGGUUGGGAAGACCAUUUCCCAAAUAUCAUACUCAAGCGCCUUGCAAGGCCUUUUUCGGAUCAUUUUCCUAUUGAGUUGUGCGUUUUGGAUUCGGAUUGGGGUGCUUGCCCUUUUCGAUUUCAAUUAGCUUGGCUUGAAGGUACGGCGGGUGAAUGCUUCGCAAAGAAGUUAAACACUUUAAAGGAGAAAUUGAAGGUGUGGAAUAGAGAUGUUUUGGGGAGCAUUGAUAGGGCUUUAGACACGGCUCUUACCAAGUUGAAAGAAUUGGACGAUUUAGAUGAUGAUAGGGGUCUUACCGAAGUUGAAGAAGACAUGCUUGUGACGGCUAAAGUUGAUUUUGAGGUGGCUCAUCGUCGUCAAAACAUUUUGUUGAGGAAAAAGUCAAGAAUUAGAUAUUUUAGAGAUGGCGAUCGCAACACAAAACAUUUUCACCGAGUGGUGAAAGGUCAUAGAGCAUUUAACAACAUCAAUAAUCUUCGUAAAAAUGGACGUUGGACCGGAAACAAGGAUGAAAUAAAGAUGGGUAUUGCAAAUCAUUUUGAGUUAGCAUUUAAAGAAAUUUCAAACAACCGUCCAAGAAUCAAAAAUAUGUGUCUAAAGUGUAUUGAUGAGAAUGCAAGUAUUUGGUUGGAGAGACCUUUUAAUGAAGAGGAAGUUAUGAAUUCAAUUAAAGAUUUGGGAAUUGUCGUGCUCCGGGUCCGGAUGGAUUUCCUUUGA